UUUACGGCGACAAUGAUCGUGGAGGAACCUGGUUCUAAACCAACCGUCCGACCUCCGUACCGCCUCAGUCCACCUGAGCUAGCGGAUAUGAAGAAGCAGAUUGAAUACGUGCUGGAGAAGAAGCUGAUCCAACUGUCAACAUCACCUUACGGAGCACCUGUACUCUUCACACCAAAACCUGAUGGAUCAUUGCGGAUGUGCAUCGACUAUAAAGCGCUCAACAAGCUGACCAUCAAGAACAGAUAUCAUAUUCCAAGGAUAGACGACCUGCUGGACCAGCUUCGAGGGGCCACAAUUUUUUAUAAACAGGACCUUCGUUCAGGAUAUUGGCAAAUUCGGAUGGCGGAUAAUUCUAUCCACAAAACUGCCUUUCGGACGCGCUAUGGCUCCUAAACCCUAAACCUACGAAAACUA
Messenger RNA from Closterium sp. NIES-67, 414 nucleotides. NCBI's taxonomy places the organism in Eukaryota, Viridiplantae, Streptophyta, Zygnematophyceae, Desmidiales, Closteriaceae. The record is from the annotation of a GenBank genome assembly.